GAUAUAUAUAUAUAUAUAAUCUUUAUCUCAUCUCUUUCUUCACCGACUAUCAAUCAAUCAAUUAAUCCAUCCAUCAAUCACACUUGACAAAAACUCUCCGCUAUCUCCCUGAAUUCGAAAUCUAUCUGAAAAAUAACCUUCAGAUAAUCUAUAUCAUAUCACCACCAUCACCAUACAUUCAACUAGACUUUAUCGCUCUAAAUCCUUUUGCCCCUUUGCACAAUCGCACAAGGAUAUACACGCAAACACCCAUCCACACACACACACACACAAACAGAAUAAUAACUCACCAAGACCCACACAGAGCUGUAUAAGAACAUAAUAUUAUACUUGCCUGUCAUCUUCUGACACCUACGCCGAUCAUCUUCGGUACCUUAUCGGUCUCUUGUCAAUUCAUACAUACCUUUCUCCAUCAUCACGUCAAUUUGCAAAAGGAUUGGUUGGGGUGGAUCUUCAACAAGCCAUUUUUUCUGUUAAAUCUUGAACCCAUUUCCUUGGUGGUCUAUAAAUUCCAUCUCGAAUCACUUCAUCACAGGUUAUCCCCUCAAUCUCAUCCAACUACACAUUCGCAUUUCAUUCUACUCCGUUAUUCUCUCACCACCCUUGCUCGACCGUUUGUACUCUUUGUGGUUUGCAACUCUACUUUUCUCAACCGAAACAUGUCUCAAACCGCUCCAAUGAUAUCACAAUCGACUUAUCCACUAACCGAUGAACAUUUACCAGAAAAUCAAGAAGAAUUUUUCUCAACUCAUCAUCUUCCAAGUCAUCCGAUCUUAAAGACAAUCCCUUCACUCGAAUUUCAACAUCUUUAUAAUCGAUUAAACAAUUGGAAUUCACUUCAUUCUUAUCGAACUGGAAAUGAAUAUCUAUUUCAAAAUUAUUAUCGUGAAAGUAAUUGUGGACCUGAGAUCUUAUGGGCUUUACCACCUAUUCCAGAACAAAGAAUUGAACUUUUAACCAAAUCACAACCUAUAAACA
Molecule: messenger RNA, 978 nt
Organism: Melampsora larici-populina 98AG31
Lineage: Eukaryota; Fungi; Basidiomycota; Pucciniomycetes; Pucciniales; Melampsoraceae
Exons: 2
Source: RefSeq, a predicted model, not a curated record